This is a messenger RNA of Phalacrocorax carbo (great cormorant), 5981 nucleotides long. The record is from RefSeq and is a predicted model, not a curated record. NCBI's taxonomy places the organism in Eukaryota, Metazoa, Chordata, Aves, Suliformes, Phalacrocoracidae.
UGUAGAUUACUGCAGCUCUUUUUUGCUUCACUGAGGACAGAUAUUUUACUGACAGCCAUGCAGCAUAAAGGCAUCAUACUGAUUGUGAUCUUGGAAUAUUUUCUUUCUGGCCCUGGGGAAGCAGAUCCCACAAGGCUACGAGCCUUCCGUUGUAAUGGCCGUUCUUGCAACCCUCCAGUGGGAAACCUUGCAACAGGGAGGACACCAGUCACUCUCACCACGUGUGGCCAGAACAGUACAGAACUGUACUGCUUCUACCUAGACCAGAAUCUCCUCCAUCAGGUCUCCCAUGGCUGUGGGCAGCCUCGCUGCACCAAAUGCAAUGCCAACCAGCCUGGUAACUCCCAUCUCCCUGCUGACAUGACAGACGAUUUCUUUGCAAACCCAAUCUCCUGGUGGCAGUCUGCCCAAGGGGUUCACAGGGAAGAAAUCAGACUGGACUUUGAAACAGAAUUCUACCUGACCCAUGUCAUUGCUGUAUUCAAGUCACCUCGCCCAGCUGCGAUGGUGUUGGAAAGAUCCCAGGACAAUGGGCAGACUUGGAGGCCCUACAAGUAUUUCUCUGUCAACUGUACAGCGACUUUUGGGCUCCAGGAUGAUCUCAUUGAGGAGGGCUCCAUAUGCACUUCCAGGUAUUCAGAUGCAGUGCCCUGCACCAGAGGAGAGGUGAUUUAUCGUGCCUUAAGUCCGGCUAACAAGAUUGAAGAUCCCUAUAGUCCUGAGGCUCAAGAUCUCCUGAAACUCACCAACCUCCGUCUCCUCUUGUUAAAAAGACAGGAAUGCCCAUGCCAUGGUUCAGGAUUGGUAGAGAAACCUCAGAGAUUUGCCCACUAUGCUAUUUAUGACCUGAUCAUCCGGGGAAGCUGCUUUUGCAAUGGGCAUGCAGAGGAAUGUGAGCUUGCCAACAGGACGGGAGUCAUGGAGAAUGUGGUCCAUGGGAAGUGUGUGUGUAGACACAACACAGCAGGAGACCACUGUGAGAAAUGUGCACCGCUAUACAAUGAUCGACCUUGGAAGCCAGGAGAUGGAAAAACAGGGGCGCCAAAUGAAUGCAGAAAGUGUCGCUGUCACAACCAUGCUGAUAGCUGCCAUUUUGAUCUGAGUGUUUGGCUGGCAUCAGGAAAGCGCAGUGGUGGGGUCUGUGACAACUGCAAGCAUAACACAGAGGGACAUCGCUGUCAAAGGUGCAAACCGGGGUAUUACCGAGAUAGAGGGAAACCCAUGUCUUCUACAGAGGUCUGCAAACCUUGCGCCUGCCAGCCAAUGGGUUCAGCCAACGCAACUUUCAGCAGAAGCUGGCGAUGCCACCCCAAGACGGGAUUCUGCUACUGCAAGCCAGGUGUGGCGGGCCCCAACUGCGAUAGAUGUCUCAUGGGCUACUGGGGCUUUGGAGAAAAUGGCUGUCGCCCUUGUGACUGUGCCAGAGACUGCGACCAGCAUACUGGAAACUGUUUCAAUGGCUAUGACAAUGAGCCAUUCUUUAAUAUCCCCAUUGGUGGACGAAUCCCUGACCUUGUGCAAACACCAACCAACGUGAGCGAAGAGGAGUGGAAAUGGAAUGACCAUGAGCAGGGCUUUUCUGCACUGAGGCACCCAGAAAAGUGUGUGUGCAAAGAAAAGGUGCUUGGAACCGUUGCUGACUUCUGCCAAAUGAAAUAUGCUUAUGUGAUAAAAGCAAGAAUCCUAUCAGCUCAUGACAAAGGGACCCAUGCAGAAGUUGUUGUGAAAGUGAAGAAGGUCCUGAAAUCAGGCAAAGUGAGAAUUGCUCGGAGCAACAGAAGCAUUUACCCAGAAUCCUGGACCAACAGGGGAUGUACAUGUCCUAUUCUCAAUCCUGGUACUGACUAUCUUAUAGCAGGCCAGGAGGACUCUAGGACCAGCAAACUCCUUGUGAACAUGAACAGUCUGGUGAAACCCUGGAAAGCAUAUUUGGAAAAACAAGUAUCAGAUAUUCUUCAAACUGGGUGCAAAUAAUUUCUGCUUCAGAAGUUACAGUGCUGAACUUUGCCUUUUAGUAACACCACAGUGAAAGGUGUAGUUAGUUCACGCGUUCCCAUUCAACAUGCUCCUAGCUGAAGUGAUGAAAGCAGACUUACCAUCCUUUCCUUUCACGUGCUUAGACAGGAAACUUGGGACAUGACUACUUUUUUCAAAAAAUGCACAGCCUUAUCAUACAAAAUUAACUAGUGCAUCAUACAUAGGUUACAAUUCAGUUCGUCAUUUGAGACUAACUCCACACAGCCAGAGAAUCAUUUUACAAAGCAAACCUAAAGAUAUGGAUUAGUGUUUCCAUACUUCAGGUCAGAGUCUGAUAUUAAUAUGUAUAAGCUGCUUACAUAAUGCAUUCAUUACUUGGGUGUAGUUUUCUUUAAGUGACCACUAACAGGCAGCAAUUUCUUUCAGCUUUACAAGUGGCAUAAUACUAAACAAGCAUGCCAAAUAAGACUUAUUAAAAAGAGCUCAGAUAGAUUUAACAUCACGCUGCAAUUAUGCCAAUACAAGGGGUUGCUUUCUAGAAGGCAAUAUUAUCCCAUUGCUGAACAGAACAAACUAACAUGUGACUUAUCUUGGGAGAACAGUGCUGAAGUCUGCUGCAGAAAGCACCUUGGCUCAGACCUGAUUCCAGAUCUAACCCUCGCUCUCCAAGGUGAUUUUGCUCUUUGCUGUACUUUAGUCUGUAACACCACAAAGGUUUCACAGCGAUUGCCACUAAAAAGCCUUAUGCCAGGAAAGAGCCAAAACAUGAGAGGAACUAGUAGCUGCUCUAAUGUUGGUAUUGUAACACUACAAAAGCCACAGAGUAGGAGGAGGUAAAUGGAUUUGCUGGACCGUGUAUUAAAUGAGGUAGCUAUAGUUACUGUGAGAGCAACCUGGCUAUUCAAACUGUGCUCAAGACUACUGGCAUUUGAUUGCACUAAGUGCUUUCAUUCUGCUUUAUUCCUCUUGGUCACACUUCGGGUUAAGAUACUGAAGCUAGGCUUCCUUCCCAUUGUGCCUGAGGAUUAUUUUACCCUCCACAGAAGUAUAGGAACGGUAAUAUCUGCACUCUAGGUAGAAAUAGCUCUUUUCUGCAAAAGCAUUCUUUCUAAAUCAAUUUUACCCUACCCUAUAGUAAUUAAGGGGUAGCUACCUGCAUCAUUCCCUAAUACAGUAUUUUGAGGAAAUUGUAGUUUAAGACCUGUGGCCCCUGUUUAAGGACUCACAAUCAAAUGAAGCUGGUUGGAGCACAUUCCCUCAUCAAGUAAAGCAGAAUAAUAGUGAGUCAGUCUAUUCUUUCAGGAGGUUACAGAGAAAAAGCAUGCACACGUACUACUUUUUGCAUAUUUGUAUUCCAUGUCUAAUAUUUUAAUGCUCUCAGGAAAGAGGAAAUACAUUCAUUUCGCACUGACUGCCACAUGGAGUAUCUAGAAAAACUAAAUACUAAUGCAGAAGGAUGUAGACUGGGACUUCCAUCUCAGGCCAUCAGUUUGUUCUCUUUAUCACCGGGAACCUGGAAAACCAGCUUCUUUCAUUCCAUUUGUUGCUGUUUUCCUUUUAAUCUCAUAUUGGUUGAACAGCAGAAAAAUCCUCAGCUCAUUUGGAAAUGGAUGACAGGCAGCUAUUUACAUAAUAAAAGCCCCACUUUUCUCCCACCAGUGCAUAAACUGUGUUUCUUCCUCCCCGCCUUUACAGGAAGCCUCCCCUCCUCCAUUGCCAUUGCUUUCCCUCUUUCAUUUCAUUAUUCAUUUGUUGUUACCUGAAGCAGUAUCCAACAGUGUGGCAUCCCCAACAAGCCAUUUAAUUAAUGCAAUAAAACACUUUUUAACCAAGGAAUUUAGCUUAAUUUGAAGUGUCAGCAUUCAGAAAUUAAAAGCAUAGCAACUGCUUUCUUUACUGUAUCCAGAAAUCAUCUCACAACAAAAAGAUCAACUAGUUGUCUUUCAAAUAUCAAUAAAAAUAAAGAUGUGUACAUGAAUUUACAGUCUGUUCUCAAAGGGCCUCUCAGAAUAAAUGAAAAUCAAGUGUAAGUUUAGACCUAAGCUAAGGAACAUGCUUUUCAACAAAGGCCAUUUUACCUGCAGGGAAUCUUACUUAAUGAUGAUCGUAUUCCAUUUUAGUUUAUGGUCAGUACCAUAUGAAAGCAAACUCCCAUGUUCUACAUUUUGUUCCAGACUGGUGAUGUUGUGGGGAAGGUAAACAUCUGUGUAGUUCCCUUCUGUGGAUGAAUGUUAUUUUUUAACAUGGUCACUUACAAGCAUUUCUAGCUACUGCUUGAAGGAAUACUAUUUGGAACAAUAUUGAUACCCUCGUGUGUUUUCUUGGGGCCUACUAUAAUACAGUGAUUAAUAACUACCAAAUGCUAACACCCUUGUAUUGAUGACAUGAUACUCAUCAAUAUAUGACAUUUCAGAUACCUCAAAAGUAGGUGAUACAUAUACACACAUACACACGCUUUAUAGAAAAGCAUAAAGUGAGUGGGGCCCCCAAAAAUACUCAGCUAAUUUCCUCUCCUCUUUCUAAUUUCACAUUCUUUUUGAAUCCCUAAUUUACUUGCAGGUACCCGUAUAGCUAAGUCUACUUCAUUCCCUCAAUUAGUUAGAAACAUUGCACAUUUUGUUCCAACUACCAGCUCUUGCUUAGUGGUUUUGCUCUAGAGAGUAGUAGGUAUUCCAUAAGUAUGGAAUUUAAUUUAAAAGUGAAAAGCGAAAGCACAUUAGGGUAAGUCAACACUGCAAGUUGGCUUCUUAAUGGUAUUAAUACUCCUGGCUAAUCAAGUACCUCUGAAUUCACAAAAAAGAAGGAUAAAAGAAUGAAGUUCCAACUCACAGAGAGCUAUCAUGUGCUUUGUUCUGCAGUGCUACAAUGAGGUAGCCUGUCUGAAAAUAAGUAUCUAAAUAUAGAUGAACCACAUAGAUCAAGUUAGAACAGCUAUUGAUUAAAGGAGAGAUGAGAAAGUUUCAGUUGAUCGCCAUGAGACUUAAGAAAAAUAUUUAUUUUCUUGUGUACCAGUACCUGAAAUGAAGAUGAGCAUAAGACAGCACAAGACAAUUGUCAUCCUAGCAGCAGCUGUUACACAUUCCUCAGAACAAGCAAACAAGGUCAUGCAUAGUAAAUAAAAAGAACUUCCGUAGAAGGUCUGGUGUUCCUGUACCAAAAAGAAUUGUUUUGUAGGGCUGUGUACAGUAUCGCAUACCUUGCAAUCCUCUCUGUGACUGUGUGUCUUAGGUGGCACAGUAAUAUAAAGGAUACUAACAGAAGUGGCUGGACAGUCUCUUUUAGUACAUCUAAAAUGGGACCCAUCUUCAAAGUGGCCGUAUGAACAACCCAAAUAGCAGCCAAAUAGACAAGGUGCCUCACAAGUAGGAGCAACCACAUACCGAACAGUAGCAGUAAUUUGUCACUUGGAAAUCCUGCAUAAAGAUGAAAUAAAAGCCUUUACCCACAAGAAAAGUCUGGAAAGCUGUGGCUGUCUAAUAGGGCAGAUGACAGUUUGAAGCAGAAGCACAUGUAACACUUCACAGCAGCAAACUCAGGACUGCUAGAGGUCAAAGUAGCUCUAACAGCUAUGCAGCACAUGUCUCCAUGAAUACAAAGGUCAUUCCAGCAACAUCAACCCUUAAACCAUCACAGUAGUUCACCAAAUGGCCAUUGUGAGUGCUGAGCCCCAACACCAAUGUACUGACACAUUGCUACAGAUACUUCCCCAGCUUCUGCUCUUGGUGAGCAGCUAAGAACAAAAAUGUGCCUGUACAGAACCUUUGUGCACUGCUCUUCUGAGAGUGGCUCACUGCUAUGAAGAAUAAGUUUUUUCCACUGUAGCAUUUACCAUGUCUCAUAAUUUUUCCAUGCUGCUUGAUGUAAGCUUUCUUUGAAUUGAUAUAAUUCACAUGGUGUGCUCCCUCAAGUCCCCCAGACCUGGAAAAGUUAGUGUAUUAUUUGUUAUGUGUUGUAGCACUUUUUUUUUUGUACUUAAAACUUCAAUUAAAAAUACUCAGACACUU